Molecule: messenger RNA, 753 nt
Organism: Scleropages formosus (Asian bonytongue)
Lineage: Eukaryota; Metazoa; Chordata; Actinopteri; Osteoglossiformes; Osteoglossidae
Gene: rpl15
Product: ribosomal protein L15
Exons: 4
Coding region: 76-690 (204 amino acids)
Biological process (GO): cytoplasmic translation
Cellular component (GO): ribosome; cytosolic large ribosomal subunit
Molecular function (GO): structural constituent of ribosome; RNA binding
Source: RefSeq, a predicted model, not a curated record
GGGUUUUUCAUAAAGCAUGAUGGGUAAACUUUUUCUUCCUUUCCGGUUGGUACGCCAUCAGUAAAUUAAGUCAACAUGGGAGCGUACAAAUACAUGCAGGAGCUAUGGAGGAAGAAGCAGUCCGAUGUGAUGCGCUUCCUGCUGCGUGUCCGAUGCUGGCAGUACCGUCAGCUGUCUGCUCUCCACCGUGCUCCCAGACCUACAAGACCUGACAAGGCCCGCCGACUUGGCUACAAGGCCAAGCAAGGUUACGUUAUCUACCGUAUCCGUGUGCGCCGUGGAGGCCGCAAGCGCCCUGUGCCUAAGGGUGCCACCUAUGGCAAGCCUGUGCACCAUGGUGUGAACCAGCUCAAGUUUGCCCGCAGCCUGCAGUCUGUUGCUGAGGAGCGUGCUGGUCGUCAUUGCGGUGCUUUGCGAGUCCUCAACUCCUACUGGGUAGGCGAAGAUUCCACAUACAAGUUCUUUGAGGUCAUCCUCAUUGACCCGUUCCACAAGGCCAUCAGACGCAACCCCGACACGCAGUGGAUCACCAAGCCUGUGCACAAGCACAGAGAGAUGCGUGGCCUGACAUCCGCCGGCAAGAAGAGUCGCGGCCUGGGCAAGGGUCACAAGUUCCAUCUGACCAUUGGAGGGUCGCGAAGAGCAGCCUGGAAGAGACGCAACACCCUCCAAUUGCGCCGCUACCGAUAGAGGCUGUCUGUACAUUCAGAGUCUGUUCAUUGAGCUAAUAAAAAAAACCUGUUUUCCAUGGUA